UGAUGUGAGCUGACCCAACUCGCCACAGACCCGCUAAGAACGAUCAUGAGAGACCAGGCCGAAGAAUAAAGACGUUAAAGCUACGCAUCUUGGAAAUGUUAUGUACGCAAUAGAACCGACAUUUCAGAACCAUCGCAUGUUAAGGGAUUACGGGAUUACUUCUUCUGUAAAGACUUGGAAGCGGACCUGCUGCCCCACUGAAGACAGAUAAGAGCCGUUCCCAACUGAAGUGCUAUGGCCCCUGCUGCAGUGAGGAGUCCUAGCCUCAGGCCUUCAUAGUGGACAUUGAGCUAUCAUCACACACGGGUGUAGGCCAGGGCCAGGCCAGGGUCAGACUCCCGGAGCUGGGAUGAUCACCUCCCACAUGAACGGAGGACCCGGAUAUGUAAUAGAGGACCCAAUGGGGCCUGUGAGUGGCACAGAGGGUCCUGGGAGUGGAGCCAAGCUGCAGCAGAGGGAGAGGGCUGUGGACUGCCCCCCUGGGGACAAGGUGGUGGGGACUGGGAGCAGCGUUGUGCAGGGUUCCCGGUGCAGCGCCCAGAUGGAGAGGAUCCAGCGGUACCAGGAAGAGCUGAGGAGGAAGAGGGAGGAGGACGCCAACAAAGGGAAGCAUGAGAUCGAUCUCAACGCCUCGCUCAGGCUCAAGAAGCUUGCCCAGAACCCAGCCAAGAUGGGUAUUGACAACCCUACGUUCGAAGCGCCUAAGGCGGGCAAGGAGACCAAGGAUGGGAGCCCCCCGCUUGGCAGGGACACGGUUGUGGAGCUGGAGGAGCUGCUGGAGGCCCUGCGGCGGGUGCAGAGCUGCCUGGUGGAUGCCCAGUCGCAGGCCGACGUGGCUCUGGUGCUGGGCCUGCUGCACAAGGAGGACUUCCAGAGCGCCUUCGCCAUCCACAGCGCCGUGGCCCAGCAGAUGCAGCCGCGUGGCAGCCCGGCCUUGCCCCUCACCGCCCAGGCCCGCAGCCUUUAUCAGGAGGUGCAAUGCAUCCUACAGUCCAGUCACCAGGAGGAAGGUGUAGAGCUCAGGAACCUACUCACCACCCCCCACUUCCAGGCUCUGAUGCAGGCCCAUGACAGUGUGGCGGAGCAGGAGUUGGAGCCGGACCCAGAAGAGAGAUUGAUUCAGUACCUGGGUGAGACCGUCAAACUGGUGCGGCUGGAGAAGGCCAGCGACAUUCCUCUGGGCGCCACGGUUCGUAACGAGAUGGACAGCGUGGUGGUGAGUCGUGUGGUAAAGGGCGGGACAGCCGAGCGGAGCGGUCUCCUGGCUGAGGGAGAUGAGAUCCUGGAGAUCAACGGCGUGCCUGUCCGCGGGAAGAACGUCAACGAGGUCCACGACCUUCUGGUGGAGAUGCAUGGUACUCUGACCUUCCUCCUUAUCCCCAGUUCUCAGAACAAAACACCCUCACACAGGCAGACUGUGAUGCACGUGAGGGCUUACUUUAACUACGACCCGUCUGAUGACCCGUACGUGCCGUGCAGGGAGCUGGGCCUGUCCUUCCAAAAGGGAGACAUCCUCCACAUCAUCAGCCAGGAUGACCCCAGCUGGUGGCAGGCCUACAGGGACGGGGAUGAGGACAACCAGCCCCUAGCCGGGCUAGUACCAGGGAAGAGCUUCCAGCAGCAGAGAGAAGCUAUGAAGAAAACCAUUGUGGACAGGAAUCCUGACAGCCCAGGGAAGCUUUGGUGUGCAAAGAAGAACAAGAAGCAGAGGAAGAAAACCAUAUACAACCCCAAUAGGAACGUUGACUACUACGCCGAUGAAAUCCUGACCUAUGAGGAGAUGGCACUCUACCACCAGCCGGCCAAUCGCAAGCGACCUAUCGCUCUGAUUGGUCCACCCAACAGCGGGCAGGACGAGCUGCGGCAAAGGCUGCUGUCCAUCGAGCCGGACAGGUUCGCCGGCGCCGUGCCACAUACAACUAGAAACCCACGCAUACAUGAGAAGAACGGGAGGGAAUACCACUUUGUAAACCAGCUGGCGUUUGAGGCGGAUGUGGCAGCGGGGAAGUUCAUUGAGUCUGGGGAGUACGAAAGGAACCUGUACGGCACCAGCAGUGACUCGGUUCGACAGGUCAUCAACUCAGGCAGGAUCGGUCUGCUGUGCCUGCACACUAAGUCACUGCGGGUACUGCGGUCCUCCAACCUCAAGCCCUAUGUGAUCUUCAUUGCGCCUCCCUCUCAGGAGCGAUUGCGCACCCUGCUGGCCAAGGAUGGCAAAAACCCAAAGCCAGAGGAGCUGAAGGAGCUGAUUGAGAAGGCCCGGGAGAUGGAGCAGGCCUACGGCCACCUGUUUGACGCGGCCAUUGUUAACGGCGAGCCAGACACGGCCUUCCACGAGCUCCUGCGGCUCAUCAACAAGCUGGACACGGAGCCCCAGUGGGUGCCCUCCUCCUGGCUGUGCUAGGGGUAAGAGGUCAGGGUUGAGGGGUCAACCUAGCGUUCAACUCCAGGGAGCCACAGGAAGGAGAGUUUGGCCUGGGUUGUGAUCAUUAGGCACCAAAUGGAAGAAAACGUAUUGAAACAGGAAGGGAAUACCUGGACUUAUCCAAUAAGAACCAUUUGUUUUAGUUUUUCCUAGAAAAAUGUUUUAACACAUUUGACAACGGUGUAUCCUAAUGAACAUGACCCAUAACACAGCUCUGGAGGAACGACCCUAAAAGGAAGGAUGGACAAUGAUCAUUGAGGCCACCGUUAGACCAUUGUGGAGCCUCGCAGACACAAAAUAGAGGGCCAAUUCAUUUUUGCCAGAAAGGGUAACUUGUCCUUUAUCUAGCCAUCUUGUGAAAGUUGGAGUUUACUUCAUUUGCAGGGACGGACUUUUUAUUAUAUAAGUGUUUUUUUCUGUGUUUGUCUUUGUGAAUGUUCUUUUGGGUUUUUGUCAAUGUCGGCACCAUUCCAGAUUCCAGUAGCAUAUGCAAAGACAUUUAUACAAAACUGUAGAAAACAUAUUUCCAUUUUAUUCUACUCUAAAUAGCUAUUUAUGAUUGUAAAUAUCUAUUUUUAGAUGAAAUGGCAAACAAAUGUGAUUUACCAUUACCUCAGACCCAGUCUAAUAAUGUAUGGUUUGUUUGUAUGUGGUAUACAAGACUGGAACUGUCUGUCUCAAUUGAGGACCAAUUUGCUCCUGGGGAACUAUGUAACUUUCUCCUAGAAGUAGGAACCAAAGAGAAAGCCGUUGUAUUCUAAAGAUGGGUAAAGGUACUUGCUGUGUAUCAAUGAUAGUAUUAUGUUGUGUUAUCUUGAGUUGCUGCACUUGUACAUCAAAAACAGACCUCAAGAAUCAUUGAUCAUCAGUAAAGAUGACCUCAGUAUCCAUUGUCUAGUGUACCUAGUGUCUACCUACGGACAUGAAGUGUGAAAACAACAUAUCAAUUUAGCAUCAUUUAAUCUGACCAACUUUUAUUUUCUUUGGUACUUUAUAAGCACAACUCAAAAGAAGCCAUCUUCAAUAUAAUGAAUAUUCCUGAUGAGAAUUGUUUCAAAAUGGUGGACAUUAAAGUUACAUGAAU
This is a messenger RNA of Salvelinus namaycush (lake trout), 3509 nucleotides long. Its product is annotated as MAGUK p55 subfamily member 5-A-like. Gene Ontology annotation, biological process: generation of neurons; protein localization to plasma membrane; establishment or maintenance of polarity of embryonic epithelium. Gene Ontology annotation, molecular function: protein binding. The record is from RefSeq and is a predicted model, not a curated record. Lineage: Eukaryota; Metazoa; Chordata; Actinopteri; Salmoniformes; Salmonidae. Gene Ontology annotation, cellular component: plasma membrane; adherens junction. The transcript has 14 exons. The coding region runs from base 350 to 2404 and encodes 684 amino acids.